UGUAAGUAAAACAUAUAUAAUUUGUAGUCUUAGUAAUAUAGUAGAAUAUUUGGAAACAUUCAUCUUGUAACACUGACUUCAAUACAAUCAGAAGUCAUGCAGAAUCUUUUCAUAAACUUGUAAAAGCUAGUUUUUCAGACCUUAUUAACUACUUUAUCCUCGUUUCUGAUACGUCCAGUAGACCCACUUUCUGCCCUAGCCAUAUCGUUCUUAAGGCAAUUUAAGUAAAAGAUAGCAAGCCAUUUGGUUUUGCACCAGCGUACCAAGUCCAAACACCCCCAUGUUUCUAGUUUCAUCGGCACGUACUUUAAAAUUUAUGCUUGAUACUUAUCGUUAAAUGUAAUUAAUCUGAUAUAUAUCUUACUUUUAAAUAUAUUUUCAGUAACGCAAAGUACUAGGAUAACAUUAUCCUCCUUUCGAGGUGUAUGUCUGUUGACAUAUCAUUUUUUCCUGAAAUUUGCAGAAAUCUUCCAUGGCAACUGAACGUGGACAUCACAGCGAAGGGAUCGAUCGCGAUGCGUACAAUGCCGCAGUACGCCCUGGAACAAAAAUUGAGACAUGCAAACUUGUAGCAGCUCUCAAUAGUACUACACCCGGAAGCAGAAAUACUCUUCUUCAUGUGGCAGCCAGUGUAGGAAAUCUACCAUUCAUUGAAAAGCUCCUGCAGCUCAAUCGUGAACUUCUGAAGACUACCAAUGCCCAAGGAAAUACUGCGUUGCACUUGGCUGCUCAGGGAGGUUUCUGUAGUGUUGUGCAGGUUCUACUCCAACAACAGCAAAAUGGUGUGAAUGUUCGCAAUAAGCUUGGAGAAACGCCUCUGUUCAAAGCUUACGAGAGCAGCGAUUUAGACAUAGUGAAGCUGCUAUGUUGCGCAUAUCAGCCAAGUAUUCGCCAAAAGACAGUGCGCGGACAGACCUGUUUAUAUGUGGCAAUAAACAAAGGAGAUGCAGAUCUGGCGAAGCAUGUGUUAAAUUCAGUAGAUGGAAAAGAAUUAAUCCAAGAAAAGUAUGAAGAUGGCGAUACAGCCUUGCAUGUAGCCACUCGGAAAAGCUACUUGCAUAUAAUGAGCCAGUUAAUAAAGUUUCAACCUGAAUUGUGUUAUUGGGUUAAUGACAAUGAAGAAACACCGCUUUAUAUGGCAGUGAAAUUGGGGCAUCUGGAAGCAGUAAAAAUGUUGGUAAAGGAGAGGCCAGAUGCUGUUGAAAUACGGAAUUGUUGUGGAAUGAACGUGCUACACUUAGCUGUCCAAUUUAGCCAAGUGCGAAUUGCUGAUUAUUUGAGAAAAGUGGUAGGCCUGUCAGAACUGGUGAACCAGGGUCUUGAAAGUGGAGACACGCCUCUGCAUAUUGCAGCAAAGAACAAAAGCAUUCGCAUGGUGGAAUCGCUGCUGCAAAUACAAGGUAUAAACAAAGAUGCCGUUAAUAAAAAGGGCUUAACGGCCCUCGACAUUGCAAGAGAAAACACAGAGUACCACGAAUGCCACAAUAUGAUAUCAAAGCUGGCGAACUAUCCCCCAAAGGGAAGGCAUUUCCUGUAUACCUUCCCAAACGUGAGCCCACAAAAAUACCAGAAUGCCAUUAUGCUGGUGAACAAAGCAUAUGAGGACAGGCGCAACGCAGAAUUAGUGGUGGCCGUGUUGUUAGCAACAAUGUCAUUUACAGCCGCCUUCACCAUUCCGGGCGGUUUUAAAACGGAGCUGGAGAAGGAAGAGACAGAGAAAAUGUUAGGUUCCCCUCUUCUGAUUGGGUUGGUUUCGUUUGAAGCAUUUCUCAUUUUUGAUUGUCUGGCCUUCUUUCUGUCGCUCCUUGUGGUGCUCAUGUGGCAUUUGAGUACACCUCUCACCACGGGAAAUAAAGUAAUGUUCCUUUCUGUAACCAAUAUCUUGGUUUGCUCCAGCUUUGGCUUCACGGCGUUAGCUUUCGUUGCUAGAGUGUACACAAUGCUUGUGCACAAGAUUAACACUUUGGCUUUCUUCGUGCUUGGCUUCUGCACCGUCAUUUGUUGCUGUGUUUUUCUCCUUCUUCUCUAUGUGAAUAUAAAGUUUGCAAUAAAGAUGGCGAGAUUCAGUCAUCUGCAUGGCGUAACUCCUCUUGUUGCUGACCGAAUGAUAGAGUGUCUGUGGAUGAAACUGGAACGUCUGGGGUUUUUGACCGGCUGCGCCCGGAGAAAAACUAAGUACUCUAAUUGUUCCAGAAAAGGCAGGGCGAAUCUUAACAGUGGGUGUAUGGAGAAUGUUCAGAUAGAACCUCGAAAUCAUGUAAUUGAGGGACUUGACCAAAGACAAGGGAUAGAGCAUAGCUGCCAGUGGUAAGUAAUGAUUGGGAAAAAUCCUUUAACAAGUCUGAAAUUUCCCUCCUAGAGUUCUGCAGACUAAAACUUCCGAGCAUCCAGCCAUAAGCCCAAGUAUGGAUGGAAUCCUGUAGAUUAUUUUAAAAUAUGAUUUUGUCUGUAUUGAAGUUUUGUAAGUUGAAUGUUGAUUUAAAACUUUCGAGCAUCUAGUUAUAAGCUUAAGUAGUAUGGAUGGAAUCUUGUAAAUUAUUGUUAAAAAAAUAUUUUGUCUGUAUUGAAGUAAGUUUUGUAAGUUGAAUGUUGAUUGAAAACUUUCGACCAUCCAGUCAUAUGCUCAAGUAUGGAUGGAAUCUUGUAUCUAUUAUUUUAAAUUCUGAUUUUGUCUGUAUUGAAGUAAG
Molecule: messenger RNA, 2687 nt
Organism: Cryptomeria japonica (Japanese cedar)
Lineage: Eukaryota; Viridiplantae; Streptophyta; Pinopsida; Cupressales; Cupressaceae
Product: ankyrin repeat-containing protein At5g02620
Exons: 3
Coding region: 473-2311 (612 amino acids)
Cellular component (GO): plasma membrane
Molecular function (GO): protein phosphatase 1 binding; protein phosphatase regulator activity
Source: RefSeq, a predicted model, not a curated record